This is a messenger RNA of Talaromyces amestolkiae, 1503 nucleotides long. RefSeq lists its product as uncharacterized. The coding region runs from base 1 to 1503 and encodes 500 amino acids. The transcript has a single exon. The record is from RefSeq and is a predicted model, not a curated record. Lineage: Eukaryota; Fungi; Ascomycota; Eurotiomycetes; Eurotiales; Trichocomaceae.
AUGGAGUCGCUUCUAGCGUAUGGCCUCAGCAAUAACAACUGGGAGUCAAUCCGUCGGUAUAUGAUUCACCGGGGCAAACUUCAGAAUUGUACUGGACCAGGGGUCCCCGUCGGAAUAUCGACGAUCACUAAUCGUUACCGUUGGUAUAGACCCGGUAACAAUGAGAUUGAAGGCUUCGUGUGCUGUGAGGGUUGCUAUGAGGAUGUAGUCUCUGCGACAAAUUUCCGAGAUAGGUUUAUUCUAGAUGAAAACGUCGUCAACCAGAAUAAUCAGGCGACCUGUGAUAUGUGUGUCCCUUUCAUCAAGAAAUGUCUUUUGGAACACGCGCCGUCUCAGAACUGGCCUGUUUUUGUCGAAUGGGCAACUGCGCGACUCAAAGUCCCAGCUUGCAAGGCCCUCUCGGGAGCAGCCUGCUCGUCCACGCUUUGGUACAUGCCUCACCCACCAAUCCACAAUGUUCUGAUAUGCGGUGCCUGUUUCCACGACGGCGCUGAUCUGACUCCGUUGGCUGCGAACUUCUCGCAAGUCCAGGUCCCUCCGAACCGGAGCAAUGAAGUGUGGGAAUGCGCAAGUUCGACCAACGUAUUACCCAUGGCUAUGGCUUGGAUUGAAGCAUGCGACAAAAAGAACAUCGCCAUCUGGCAAAACGCAGCACGAACAAUCCCCAAUUUGCCAGCUUGUACAAAAGAAGGAAUCAAGAAUGUGACCUGGUAUACUAUUAAUGGAAAUCCUCAUUUCGCAAUCUGUGCUCGCUGCUACAUUGGAAUAGUCCAGACGUUCGGAAUGGGUGGCUAUUUUCAGCAGAUCAAUGGCCCGACAGAUGGUUCAGCACAUGUAUGCGACUUUCAUCCAAGCAUACCCCGAGCACAUAGCUAUUAUGUGAAGCUCGAUGAGGCGAUAGCCUUCCAAGACUUUUCCAUCUUCUCGAAUUAUGUUGCAAGACUUUCUCCAUUACCGGUAUGUCCAAAGGAUGUUCCACAUGUAAAUCGUCGAUGGUACUGCGGUGAAGAAGCAACAAUCUGCGAAAGCUGCUACGAAGAAGCAUUCCGAGACACCAAACUCGCGCACACCUUGACCCCCCGCGAACGUCCCGAUGAAUGCAUUUGCGACGGCUACUCGCCCCGUAUGCGCGGCAUAUGGAACAAAGCCUGCGCCGAAAACAACAUCCAACCCUUCAACGCCGCCCUUCGCGAAAGGAUGCAGGUAUAUCUAGCAACCGUGCCACGCAUGCGCCAAAUCCUUGAAAUCGCAAAGAUGCGCAUGCAAACGCAACAGACACUGCUCAUGUCCUCUGUCAUGUUAACAGGAGCAAACAAUAUUGUUGCAGCAUCGUCGAAUUAUCAUCCGUAUCAGUAUGGUAGUACACAAUUGGGAUGGUACGAGACCAGUGCUGGUGCGCAGGGUGCGGCGCAGUUUCAGCAGGCGUUAGGCAUGAAUGUUGCUCCGACGGGGGAUAUGGCGGAGAUGUCGCAGUUGGGGGCUAUCUGGAAGCAGUAUGAGUAA